Messenger RNA from Gastrolobium bilobum, 4302 nucleotides. Its product is annotated as F-box/kelch-repeat protein At1g26930-like. NCBI's taxonomy places the organism in Eukaryota, Viridiplantae, Streptophyta, Magnoliopsida, Fabales, Fabaceae. Gene Ontology annotation, molecular function: protein binding. The record is from RefSeq and is a predicted model, not a curated record. The transcript is spliced from 2 exons. Gene Ontology annotation, cellular component: nucleus. The coding region runs from base 470 to 2098 and encodes 542 amino acids.
UCCUCAAUUGGAUUUUGCUCGAAAACCUUCCUUCAUCUGAUUUGCAGAGACUAUCCUAAGAAAGGACCAACCAGAACCAAAGAACUUCUGGGUAGAGAGAGAAAGUGGGUCUUUCGCUCUCUCUUUUUUCUCUCUGUGUGUUGUGUACGCGUGUGUGUAUGUAUGUUGUGAGGGUACAUGCAAAACGGUGAGCUUGGGAUAGAGAAAGAACGAGUUGAAGUUUGGUGUUCGAUUUGCAAAAAACUGCCCCAUCAAGUACUCUUGUUGUUUUUUGGGUUUUACUUCUUAUCCAAACUGUUUCUGGUUCAUUUUGACCGUGGUUCUGGGGACUUGUUGCAGCGCUGAGAUUGUUAAUCUCUUUGCUGUUGAAUUUGUCACUUCCGACAAAGACAGAAGGAGGCACCAGAUCGAAGGCUGAGUGUUUGUUGUUGUUGUUGUUGCUGCUGCUUCUGGUUCUUGUCGCAGAGAUAUGUUGGAUGGUCGUUCCUGUGUGGUUCCUGGGUUGUUUUCCAACUCUUGCCAGACUGAGAACAAGUGGUCUUUCAUGAAAUACCUGCCGGACUUGGACAUAAAAAAUGGCAAGCGCCCUUUAGACAUCGACUGCGAUGAUGAACCCCAGCCAAGGAAGGUUAGCAAGAGAUUGGAUUCUUGCCAUCAAGGUGAGACGGUUCCAAUUGUGUUUCAACAGCAAUCUUGUCAUGCUAAGGAUUCUGUUGUUGCACAAAUGGAUCAGGAUGGCUCCACCAUCCAGGAUCAGUUGAAGGAUUGUGAGCCGUUUAGUAAUUGCCAGAGAGUUGAAGAGGCUGAAGCUUUUUCUAUCCAGCUAUUUGCUGAACAAGAACAACACAACGCUGGGGAUUCAUCGGAGUCCCGUGACCAUCAAUAUGAUAAACAGCAGCAGGGUCAGUCUGGGGAUUCAUCCGAUUCUGAUGUUCACUUUCAGCAAGCUGAUGACCAGCAGCAUCUUGUAGGGAAUUUAUUGAAUUCAAGUGACCAGCCUCCUGAUGAGCAGCAAGAGCACCAUGCUGGGGAUUCAUCAAAUUCUGGUUCUCUCUUGCCACGCAUGAAUCGAGACAGCUCAAUCGCCUGUCUCAGCCGCUGUUCUAGGUCUGAUUAUGGUUCUCUUGCCUCACUGAAUAGGAGCUUUCGCAACAUAAUCCGAAGCGGUGAGCUCUAUACAUGGAGGAGACUGAAUGGUAUCAUUGAACACUGGGUUUAUUUUUCUUGUGCCCUCCUCGAAUGGGAGGCCUAUGAUGUAAUUCGCGAACGAUGGAUGCAUUUACCAAGGAUGGCUUCUAAUGAAUGCUUUAUGUGUUCGGAUAAGGAGUCUUUAGCUGUAGGUACUGAACUACUUGUAUUUGGGAGGGAGCUGAGAUCCCAUGUCAUUUAUCGAUACAGUCUUUUGACAAACUCGUGGUCAUCUGGAAUGAGGAUGAAUGCUCCAAGAUGCUUGUUUGGAUCUGCUAGCCUUGGAGAGAUUGCUAUUUUAGCUGGCGGGUGUGAUUCAGACGGACAUAUCCUUGACUCUGCUGAACUAUAUAAUUCUGAGAAUCAAACAUGGGAAAUACUCCCGAGCAUGAAGAAGCGCAGGAAGAUGUGCUCUGGGGUGUUUAUGGAUGGAAAAUUUUAUGUUAUUGGGGGAAUAGGUGGAAAUGAUUCUAAGAUUCUUACAUGUGGUGAAGAGUACAAUUUACAGACUAGAACAUGGACUGAAAUUCCUAACAUGUCACCGGGGCGUAGUGCAAGGGGAUCUGAGAUGCCUGCAACAGCUGAGGCACCGCCUCUGGUUGCCGUAGUAAAUAAUGAAUUAUAUGCUGCUGAUUAUGCUGACAUGGAGGUUAAAAAAUAUGAUAAGGACAGAAAAUUGUGGUUUACCAUUGGGAGACUGCCUGAACGAGCAGUAUCAAUGAAUGGUUGGGGUCUUGCAUUCAGGGCAUGUGGAAAUAGGCUUAUUGUCAUUGGUGGGCCAAGGACUCAUGGUGAGGGUUUUAUUGAACUCAAUUCAUGGGUGCCCAGUGAAGGACCUCCUCAAUGGCAUCUACUUGCCAGAAAACGGUCUGGUAACUUUGUCUAUAAUUGCGCUGUGAUGGGAUGCUGAAGAAUUGAAUUGUGAAAGUUACACAUUUUGAUGCUUCAAAUCCAACGAGUUGCACAACAUUGAUUCAUCCAUUGACACAGGAUUCUUGCUAAUUGGUACUUUCCCUCUUCUUUUUUUAUGAUAUUUUCCUUUCAAAAGCGGGGGAGGACGGGGAGGAGAUUCAGUUAUUACUCAAGAUUGGCUGAAAAGUUUUCCGGGAAGGAGUUCUUCAGUCCUUUUUUUUUUUUAUGUUUGAAAUUUCAGUUACUAUUUUGUUCCAUUGAAAUUGGUAUCUUCCCCCAUUUCCAUUUACAUGAAAAUUUUCAAAGCUUGGUAUCAUGUAGCACAGGAAUAGGUUAAAUAAUUGAAGUUCCAACACAAAUGUAGGUUAUUGUUGUUGUCUGUUUAAGUUUUUUGCGGACAUACAACUAGGUAUUUAAUUUUCAUGAUCAUAAAUUUUCUCAGCUUAAAGGAUGGAAUAAUUCCCGAUGGUUGUUUAACUAAUUUUGGAUUAUUUAUCAAUCCAAUUUUCCAUUUGAAUUCGGGGACUAUGUAUUUUUAGGUAUAUAACCAUUACAUUUAUUACUUGUUGCAAAUCUUACCUGCAGCCAUAAUAUAUUUUUCUGCCUUCGUAUUGUGUUAAGUCAGAGGUAAAAGUCUGUAUCUGACGCAAAAAGAGGCCGACACCAACCUGAUUACGUUAUCUUAUUUCACGUUAGUUUAUCUGAUCUUAGUUGCGUAGUUAUCCUGAAUCUUAGUUGUUUAGUUAUCCUGAAUCCUAGUUACUUAGUUUAUCUUAUCAGUAUUUUUAUAACAGUGAUUUACUUAUUGUUACUCUGAUAGAUCAAUCUGUCGAAUCAGAGAUUGGUAAGUUAAUAUAGGAUCUGUUUGUCCUCUCUCAGUUACCUAUAGGAGAAGUACCUUAAAGAUAAGCGGAUCACUGUGCGUUAUAAUAUAACGACAUAGUCAAGACGUGGGAUGUGUGCACAGUGACAAGCUAAGAGAGGGGGUUUAGAGUGUGUGUACUUUAUUGGUUUAACUCUUUAUUUAUAGAUAUGUUACCUGGCAAGAGCGGAUUUUGGGCCUCUUAGAAGUAUUGGGGGUCUAAUUGUUGAUCCAUUGCUGCCAUAGUAGGAUUAGUAUAAUUAAGGAAUAUUUCCUUAAUUUCCUCUUAGUUGUUAGUCCUAUUUGAGCCUUCUAGAAUGUAGGCCUUUGUCAGGUCCAUAACACUCAUCUUACCAAUAGUUAUCUUAGCAGUAGAAUUAAUUAUUUAUUAGAUAAGAUUACCUUAUCUGUUGAUGGCGUUAAUCUUAAUCAUGCUAUUAAAGAGAUUAUCCACUAAUCACAUAAUGCAAGCAAUUACAAUCUUCCUCCUUAGUUUUCUCUUUCUCCUCCCCACCUCUGCUUCUCUCCUUAAAGCGCUUAACUGGUGCUUUCAUUUAGAAGUGAGCACUGCGGGGUGAGAAGGAGAAAGAGAAAAUCUAGGAGGAAGAUUGAAAUUAUGAGUGGUCUACAUUGAAUUAUUGAUUAUGUCACAAGGCUGCUAGAUGUCAGAGUUGAAAAUGGGAGAUUAAAGUUAUGAAGGAUUGAUGCACAUGGGAUGAUGAUCAUUUCAAAAUGGAUUUAAAUUUGACAGGUUCUUGGAAUUGGUCUUUUGAGCAAGGCUCAUGAGCUCCAAUAUUUUUCGCUCUUUUGAGAUCAUUUUAAUUCAGUUUUUAAUUUUUUUAAUUUUUUUUUUCUUUUUAUUUUCAUGAAAAAUAGUUUCUAAUAUCGAUUAGGUUCUUGGAAUUGGUCUUUUGAGCAAGGCUCACGGCUCACGAGCUCCAAUAUUUUUCGCUCUUUUGAGAUCAUUUUAAUUCAGUUUUUAAUUUUUUUUUCUCUUUUUAUUUUCAUGAAAAAUAGUUUCUAAUAUCGAUUAGGUUCUUGGAAUUGGUCUUUUGAGCAAGGCUCAUGAGUUCCAAUAUUUUUCGCUCUUUUGAGAUCAUUUUAAUUCAGUUUUUAAUUUUUUUUCUCUUUUUAUUUUCAUGAAAAAAUAUUUUCUACUUUCUAAUAUCGAUUAAGUUCUUGGAAUUGGUCUUUUGAGCAAGGCUCAUAUGAGCACCAAUAUUUUUCGCUCUUUUGAGAUCAUUUUAAUUCAGUUUUUUAAUUUUUUUAAUUUUCAUUAUCUUUUUAUUUUCAUGAAAAAUUGUUUCUAAUAUCGAUUAUUUUUAUUUCCUUUGUCUAUU